Messenger RNA from Oncorhynchus gorbuscha (pink salmon), 2295 nucleotides. RefSeq names its product rho-related GTP-binding protein RhoV-like. Gene Ontology annotation, molecular function: GTP binding; GTPase activity. The coding region runs from base 264 to 932 and encodes 222 amino acids. The transcript is spliced from 4 exons. The record is from RefSeq and is a predicted model, not a curated record. Gene Ontology annotation, biological process: small GTPase-mediated signal transduction. NCBI's taxonomy places the organism in Eukaryota, Metazoa, Chordata, Actinopteri, Salmoniformes, Salmonidae.
GUCAAUUUUGGUCAACACAUUAUGUUUUGGCUAAUUUGCUAAGUGAGGCUUAUUUUGAUCGAACAUACGUUUUAUAAUGAUUUGUAAACAACAGCUUUAGACAGUGAAUUGCUUACUAUGCUACAAAUGUAGGCCUACUGAUAUAAGUGGACGCACGUGGCAUUACGGCAACGAUUUUAUAUUUGUGAUGGGCAUUCCGAGUCUUUUCGGUGAGCCGGCACAUUUGGAUCUGUUCAGAUAGUGAACUCAGUAGCGGAGAUAAGAUGAUGCAGACCCCUGAUGAUUUCCAAGAAAAGCACAAUGAGACAAUCAUUAGUUGUAUGUUGGUUGGGGAUGGUGCUGUGGGGAAAACCAGCAUGAUUAUAAGUUACAUCUCAAAUGGAUACCCAAACGAAUACCGUCAGACGGCCUUUGACGUCUUCACCGGAUUGGUUAGAGUAGAUGGGAUUCCAGUACAAAUCCAGUUGAUGGACACUGCAGGACAGGAGGAGUUUGAUCAUUUUCACUCCAUGUUUUACAAUCAAAUAGAUGUCUUCAUCAUUUGCUUCAGUGUUGUCAACCCAGUGUCUUUCCACAACAUCACUUCAAAAUGGAUCCCACAGAUCCGCACCUUCAAUUCUGCUUCACCCAUAAUUUUAGUGGGGACCCAGUCUGACCUCCGGCAUGAUGUUGGCAUCCUUAUCCAUCUGGACCAGCUGAGGGUCAAGCCAGUGGUGAACUCCCAGGCCAGGCGUCUGGCAGAGAAGAUCAGAGCCCACGACUAUGUGGAGUGUUCCGCACUGACCCAGAAGAACCUAAAAGAAGCAUUUGACUCUGCUAUCUUUGUUGCCGUCAAGCACAAGGCCUGUGAGAAAGCAAAGAAGCUCAAACUAUUUGGUCGUGCAAAGACUUUUUCUAGUGGGGGGUGGAAGAAGUUCUUCUGCUUCAUGUGAUCCAAUGGCAUCACUACCUCAAUACAGGACACAAAACCCUCUGGUGUUGAAUACUAGGGGGUGGCAGUAGCCACUGGCUGGAUUACUAAGAGUUAGUUAUUCUGGACAAAAGUUGUCAUAUGUUGUGCUUAUUGAAGCUCAAAAGCCAAAAGUUCCCCCAGCAACCUGUGAUCGCCUUCCACCAUUGUAUGCACUGUGGAAAGUCUUUCUUAUUCACAGGAUUCAGACAGCAUUGUAUUGCAGUUGGUGUCACGGCCUAUUUGCGACCUGACUAUCACUUUUCUAGCGCAUAUACUGCAUAGUCGAGUAUUUUGUUUGUAGGCUUUAUAAAAUGUGAAUAUCUUCUAGCCAUAUAUGCUUCUUGUGGAAGCCACGUUUCAAACAAUGUUUGCUUUGUCGUUUUAUGUCACGUUUACUUGUCUCGUUACACAUUUCACUUUAAGUGUUCAUUUUUUUGUUUAUUUUAAGAAAUUAGGAGUUUGUAAAUGUGAAAAUAUAAAAUCAAGAAUGGGUUGGCAGGUAGCCUAGUGGUUAGAGUGUUGGGCCAGUAACCGAAAGGUUGCUGGAUCGAAUCCCUGAGCUGACAAGGUAAAAAAUCUGUCGUUCUGCCCCUGAACAAGGCCGUUAACCCAAUGUUCCCCGGGAGGCUGCCAUCGUAAAUAAGAAUUUAUUCUUAACUGACUUGCCUAGUUAAAUGAAGGUUCAAUUUAAAAAUAUAAAGAUAAUGUAGAUCAGCCCUCAUUAUAGUUGUGGAAAAUUAUAUUCACUAAUGCCUUGGACCUUAUUUUAAUUUACUGUUAACAUAUGGUAAGGUAUAUUGAUCACUGAGGGAGCCCAACAGUCUGAGGUAAAUCCUCAGAAAACAGAGGGAAAGACAGAGUUGAGAAUAUUCUCACCACAGGGUUUUGUUACCCAGCUCACCAACAAGGGACUACGGUCACCUGCUGUCACAUUGAGGAUCCAAUUUACAAGACAAAGCCUCUCCGUUAAAGCUGUUCCCUUUGCCUUUGUAAUACAGCAAAUUGGUUUAAGCCUUGGAAAGAGGAAAGUCAUAAUAUAUAUACAAUCGAUUGCUGAGUACUACAUCGACGUACAUAGUUGUUGGGUAUUAGAAACCUUGUGCGUAUUCAUUACGGAAACUUUAAGAACCAAACGGAAACAUGGAGGGAACUACCUGAAUUUGUCCAAUAGAAACUUUUACGUUUGGAGUAAACAUCUGUUGCAAAACAUUUUGCAACGGAGUCGGCAUAAUGAUUACAGCACUGGAAAAAAGUCCAAAGUGAUUUGUUUAAGACAGAACAUAUUUUUUUAUUUGUAUGAUAAGUGGUAAAAUGAAUGUGCUAUAAAGGAGUCAACAAUUGAA